UGGCAACUAGGAGGGAUUUUGAGGCCUCAAAAGAAAGGCCCUGCUGUUCAACGGUCUCGGAGCCGCACGCUCACUGCUGUACAUGAGGCUAUGCUUGAGGAUCUUGUGAUGCCUGCUGAGAUUGCUGGCAGGCGCAUUAGAUACAGAAUUGAUGGAUCCAAGAUAAUGAAGGAUUUCUUGGAUCCGAAGGAACACAACAGCACAGAGUACGAGUUGGAGGCCUUUUCUGCAGUUUACCGGAAGCUUUCUGGCAAGGAUGUUGUGUUCGAGUAUCCUGUAACUGAGGCCUAGGAAGGCAAGGUGUUGUCGACUUUUAAAUGUUUUUCGCCAAAACUUGUUUUGGGUGGUCUAUUUAGGUUAUGUUUAGAAAAUUUUCCAGUUUUCUAGAAAAUAGAGUAAUUUACAGCUGCUUUGCUACAAGCAAAUGUAAUUUUUUGUUAAAUGUAGGGCUAGUGGGAUGAAGUGAUAAAAAUCAUAGCACGAAUUUCUUCCGUAAAUGUCCAGGUGCUUGACGCCUUCCACUGCCCCACCUUCAACCUGUAGAGUUGGUGUUCAAAUUUUGGAGCUUGUUAAACCACCAGCACCUAGUUGAAUGCUUCAAAAACUUUAGCAAGGAUUCUCAAUUCAACUAUUUAUGC
This is a messenger RNA of Populus trichocarpa (black cottonwood), 638 nucleotides long. Its product is annotated as 40S ribosomal protein S7. NCBI's taxonomy places the organism in Eukaryota, Viridiplantae, Streptophyta, Magnoliopsida, Malpighiales, Salicaceae. Gene Ontology annotation, cellular component: ribosome; cytosolic small ribosomal subunit; 90S preribosome. The record is from RefSeq and is a predicted model, not a curated record. Gene Ontology annotation, biological process: ribosomal small subunit biogenesis; rRNA processing; translation. The transcript has 2 exons. Gene Ontology annotation, molecular function: structural constituent of ribosome. The annotation marks the transcript as partial.